This is a messenger RNA of Ostrea edulis (European flat oyster), 460 nucleotides long. RefSeq lists its product as uncharacterized. Gene Ontology annotation, molecular function: proton transmembrane transporter activity. Bases 95 to 397 code for a protein of 100 amino acids. The transcript is spliced from 4 exons. NCBI's taxonomy places the organism in Eukaryota, Metazoa, Mollusca, Bivalvia, Ostreida, Ostreidae. Gene Ontology annotation, biological process: proton motive force-driven ATP synthesis. The record is from RefSeq and is a predicted model, not a curated record.
ACCGGAAAUCCCGGAACUCUUCGGGAGACUACCUUGGUGUGUGGCGAGACCGUUUUUUCACAGGCUAGGAGCAGUUGACCUCCAACUACAAAUUAUGUCGUUUAAGUACUGGAAACAAGCCCCACGGGUCCCCGCUGGUCUCAAGACUGCUAGAUAUCUCGCUCUGACAGUGGGAGUAGUGUUUGGUUUCAGAAAGAAGAGGGAACUGCAGGCUUAUGAAGAAGUGUAUCAGGAGGACCAGAUGAGAAUUAAGAUGGCUUUGAAGAGACUAGAUAAGGAAAUUUCCUGGCUCAAAUAUUAUGAUGAGAUGAAUGACUUAGCCUAUGAUUUAGGAGUACCUAACAGAGUCACACAUGCAGAUCGAUCACUAACACCUCAGUUUGUGCAGGAGGAUUAACAUUGCGACAUAGACUAUUACAUAUUGUUUCUAUUAGAUUUCGAGUAAAUGAUGGGAUUUUCA